AUGGAUAGAACUUUAUUUGAGUUUCUAGAUGCCCAAGUUGCAGAGGGCAACAAGUCCCAAAGUGGAUUCAAGGAUGCAACAUAUGUGCAAGCAGCGCAUAUUAUUAAUCCUACCCAUGGAUUGAGUGUCAACAAAGAGAAUAUUCGAAAUAGAGUAAAGAGUAUAAAGAAGGUCUAUAGGACCCUCUAUGCUAUCGUCAACACUAGUGGGUUUGGCUGGAAUUCUGAACUCAAGCAGCUGACAUACCAUGAAGAUAACAUGUGGAACUCCUACAUAUUAGAGCACCCUAAAGCCAAGUACUACAAAAAUAAGAAAUUUGAGUUCUUUGAUAUUUGGGAGAACAUUUUUGGUGCGGACUUCACAACUAGGAUCUUUAUAAUCGCCAGGGAAGGGACCCAUCAGAUUGAAGAUAUGAAUGAAGAUCAGCCAAAUAAAGAAGCAAAGGGGCCAAUGGAUCAAGAGUUGCCUAGAAGGAACUAA
Macadamia integrifolia is the source of this 480-nucleotide messenger RNA. RefSeq lists its product as uncharacterized. The transcript is spliced from 3 exons. Bases 1 to 480 code for a protein of 159 amino acids. NCBI's taxonomy places the organism in Eukaryota, Viridiplantae, Streptophyta, Magnoliopsida, Proteales, Proteaceae. The record is from RefSeq and is a predicted model, not a curated record.